Molecule: messenger RNA, 191 nt
Organism: Acaulospora colombiana
Lineage: Eukaryota; Fungi; Glomeromycota; Glomeromycetes; Diversisporales; Acaulosporaceae
Source: the annotation of a GenBank genome assembly
GCGGCUUUUAUGAUACUCCGAUGGCAUUUGCGUCCUUUACUGGCGGAGAAGUAUAUUCUCUUGUUUCAGUCUUAUAUGAGUUGCAGAAACUUAAAUUGAAUAAUGAUCCCCAUGCACCCGGUCCUUUGCCAAUAAACGCGGAUCUAUCGUUUGCGAUUAGAGAAGCGUAUAGCAUAAUAAAUCCAGAUGAG